This is a messenger RNA of Rotaria sp. Silwood2, 1584 nucleotides long. The record is from the annotation of a GenBank genome assembly. NCBI's taxonomy places the organism in Eukaryota, Metazoa, Rotifera, Eurotatoria, Philodinida, Philodinidae.
AUGACUAAUGAUGAAACUUCUGCAGAUCGUAUUGAGUAUUUAAACAAUGAAGUUGAAUCACUGCAAAUAAGAAUUGCUCAAAUUCAAGCAUAUAAUAAGGACCAAGCACAAUCAUCUAGGAAUCGAUGUCAAAAACUUGAACAUGAACUUAAACGUGUCAAACAUCAAUUAAGGAGAAAAAAUGAUAGUACAAAAACUUUACAAUAUGAACCUACAUUAGAAUAUGAACUAUUACGACGAAAAAUUGAAACUCAAGCACGUGAAUUAUAUUAUUUUACUAAUCAUCAAUUAAAUAAAAUCUCUAAAAAGUUGUCCAAUGAAGAUCAAUUAAUAUGGGAACAUAUCAUUAAACAAUUUGGUGAACAAAGUAGAGUACUUCAGGCUUCAAUACGAAAUAUAACUAAGGUUGAUGGAUAUCAACCAUGGCGUGAACGUGAACAGGAAAAUCUUUCAAAAUUAAUACAAGAAAGAUUAACUUUUUUACAAAAUCCAUCCAAACCUUGUAGAGAUGUUAAACGGUUUGUUUGUGAACUUAAUAAAAAUUGUGGUUUUGGUUGUGAAAUUCAUCAUGUUACGUGCUGUAACUGGACAUAUAAUCCUGGUGGAUUUGGUGAAAUAUUUCAAUAUCCAAGCCAUAAUUGUACGGAAUCUAUGGGUGCUGAUAUGUCGUAUUGGGGAAGUCGCCUAGAAGAUUAUGUUAUUCAGAUUCCACUUAUUGAUAUUCUUAAGCCACGACCGAAAUUUUUGCCAAUGGCAAUACCUGAAGAUAUAUCUGAUCGACUUAUUCGUUUACAUGGUAAUCCAUUUGUUUGGUUUACUGGACAAUUAUUGAAAUAUUUAUUGAGACCACAACCAUGGUUAGCUGAAUUUAUGAAGAAAAAAUAUGAAGCCAUUAAAUUUAAAACGCCGUUUGUUGGAAUUCAUAUACGACGAACAGAUAAACUUGAUGUUGAAGCCAAAUAUCAUGAUUUAUCAGAAUAUAUGAAACAUGUUGAAGAUUUUUAUAUUAUAUAUCAAUAUCAAAAUCCAGAUUUAAAAUUUACCAAACGUGUUUACUUAGCAACUGAUGAUCCAUCUGUUUUUAAUGAUACUCGUACCAAGUAUCCUGAUUAUGUGUUUUAUGGUGAUACAGCUGUAGCGGAAUCUGCUCAAAUGAACUCAAGAUUUAGAGCAGGAUCAUUGAAAGGUGUUUUACUUGAUCUUCAUUUUCUUUCAUUGUGUGAUUAUCUUGUUUGCACCUUUUCAUCACAGUUUUGCCGUGUGGCUUAUGAAGCAAUGCAACAGUAUGUUGUUGAUGGUUCAUGGCGCAUCCAAUCAAUUGAUGAUAUUUAUUAUUUUGGUGGUCAAAGUUCACAUUAUCAACGAGCAGUUAUAUCUCAUAAAAAUAUUUGGCCAGGUGAACUUAGUUUUGAACGUGGUGAUAUUAUUAAGACAGAAGGUAAUCAUUGGGAUGGAUUUUCACAAGGAUCUCAUACAAAAAAUGGCACAUCAGGUCUUUAUCCAUCAUAUAAAACAGAAGACAUUAUUAAUAUUGUAAAAAUGUAUACAUAUCCUGAAGUAAAAAUAGAAGAUGCUGAUGUUUAA